CAGCUGGCGGUUUUCGCUUGAGAGGCAAUACUGACAGCACAUAACUUCUCUCCAUGUGGUUCGUGUUGACUCCGAGUGGUUGUGGUAGACGCGUGCUUAAAGUCUAGUCAGCUGAUAGCGAACGUUUCCAUCGGUGGAAAAAUACUUCCUCCUCAUAAUGAAAGCUUUGAUUCUCGUCGGGGGCUACGGUACCCGGCUCCGGCCUCUCACGCUGUCGCGGCCCAAACCCCUCGUGGAAUUCUGCAACAAACCCAUGAUGAUGCACCAAGUCGAAGCUCUGGUCAAGGCAGGCGUGAAACACAUCAUUCUAGCGGUGAGCUACCGGGCGGAACUGCUCGAAGAAGCCGUCGCCGAAGAAGGCAGGCGGGCCGGAGUGAAAAUCACUCUGUCGCACGAAACCGAACCUCUCGGAACCGCGGGACCGCUGGCGUUGGCGAGGGAGCAUCUCAUCGCUGACAAUGAGCCGUUUUUCGUUCUAAAUUCUGACAUCGUGUGCGAGUUCCCGUUCGAGCAAAUGAUCGCCUUUCACAAACAGCAUGGACGUCAGGGCACAAUUGUGGUGACGCGUGUCGAGGAGCCUUCAAAGUACGGUGUGGUCGUCUACCAGCGGGAUGGAAAAAUUGAGCGGUUUGUCGAGAAGCCGGUCGAGUUUGUUUCUAAUCGAAUCAACGCUGGCCUGUACAUUCUGAACACCUCUGUUCUCGACCGAAUCGAGCUGAGGCCGACGUCAAUCGAGAAGGAGAUCUUCCCCGCCAUGGUCGGUGACAGCGAUCUGUUCGCGUUCGAACUCGAGGGCUUCUGGAUGGAUGUGGGUCAGCCGAAAGAUUUCCUCACCGGAAUGUGUCUAUACCUUAAAUGGCUGAGCAGCAAGUCGCCCGAGCUGCUGUAUCAGAGCGAAGGCAUUGUGGGCACCGUACUCGUUCAUCCAACGGCGAAAAUCGGAGCCAAUUGUCGCAUCGGCCCGCACGUCGUCGUGGGUCCGAACGUGAUUAUCGAAGACGGUGUUUGCAUCAAGCGCUCAACUCUGCUCGAGGGCUCCGUAAUCAAAUCGCAUUGCUGGCUGGACUCCUGUAUUGUUGGCUGGAAGAGCACCGUAGGACAAUGGGUCCGGAUGGAGAAUACCACCGUGCUCGGCGAAGACGUGUACGUCAAAGACGAAAUUUACGUCAACGGAGGCAAGGUGCUACCCCAUAAAGCUAUCGGCGAUAGCAUAAUGGAGCCGCAGAUCAUCAUGUGAGAAGUUCCUCUGAUCGAACCGGUCGCCCUUUCGGUUCGACUCUUCGGCAUUCCCACGGAACAGAGAUUUAUAUGAAAUAUAUCUAUAUAUAUAUUUUUAUAGACAUAUCCGAAGAAGCGAAAGGGAUAAAAAUCAUUCACGGCAACGCUCAAACCCAAUAGAGACAAUUUCACCAUAUAUGCGUGUAAUCGCCUCCCAAAGUGACUUAAGUCCGACGCCCGCCGGCCCGUCCGCCGGCAUCAUCGGUGAGGCUCGCAUUGCCAAGCGUUUGUAAACAUAUCGAAUCGGACUGUCGAUUGUCAGGGGGUGACUCUUUCCCGACUAAAGUGUUUAUUUUGAAUGAAUAAAAAAUAAACAGCUGACCAUACAUUGAA
This is a messenger RNA of Galendromus occidentalis (western predatory mite), 1611 nucleotides long. It is a transcript of the gene Gmppb, whose product is annotated as GDP-mannose pyrophosphorylase B. Gene Ontology annotation, molecular function: mannose-1-phosphate guanylyltransferase (GTP) activity; GTP binding. The transcript has a single exon. Gene Ontology annotation, biological process: GDP-mannose biosynthetic process. NCBI's taxonomy places the organism in Eukaryota, Metazoa, Arthropoda, Arachnida, Mesostigmata, Phytoseiidae. The record is from RefSeq and is a predicted model, not a curated record. Bases 158 to 1237 code for a protein of 359 amino acids.